UGAAUAUGCCCGAAUGCCGCCGCUCUUUCUUCUGGAACCAUACGAACCGUGCGUCCAGAAACUAUGGCAGUAUUACUUCGUUACUUUUGCCCUGGUUUCCGAUACCCCGAGUCAAUUACUGGACUUGAUACAAGAGUAUUCAUCAUUCAAAGUGACGCAUUUCAAUCAUACAAUCUUACAACACGGAGUAUGUAUUGAAAGUAGAAACAAUACAAACUCAGACAUCAAAGAAACUCUGGAAUUUCAUCUUAAUGAAACUAUAUUUAGCAAAUAUAACUUAAAGACUAAAGUGCUAAAAUAUUAUGGUAAAGACGAAGACACUAAAAUAGAUACUGGUGAUGUGAUCGUUGCAGUAAUUAUUUUGGGAAUUUUGUUCUUAAAUGUUAUUGGAUCCUUCUACGAUGUUUGCAGGAAUGAGAAGAAUGGAACUGGGUUAAAUAUAUUAUUGUGUUUCUCCAUACGUCAGAACUGGAGAAAACUGAUGACUCCUGUCGGCAAGAGCGACCCCAGAUUGGAACGGUUGAAAAGUAUUAACGGAAUAAGAACCUUAUCAACAUCCCUGGUGAUCAUGUCGCAUGCCUUCCUACCAGCACUCAUUUAUAUCGACAACCCACAAGCAGUCGAGGAGACUUACAACAACGUCGCAAACCACAUAUUCUCCAACGGGUCCAUCAUCAUGCAGACGUUCUUCACGAUCUCAGGGUUCCUGCUGGUAUAUAAUCUGCAGAUCGCGGCUGAAAAGAAUUCCUAUGAGUGGCUCACACUGCCAAGAGGAGUUCUUCUGCGAUGGUUGAGGCUCACCCCCGCCUAUGCUCUAGUUCUGGCUGUUACAGUCACAUGGAUGAGGCAUGCUGGAUCUGGCCCGUUAUGGCAACCCGUAGUGGGGACGGAAGCACGGGAUUGUGCACGAAACUGGUGGCUCCAUCUGGUGCUUCUCAACAACUACGUCGAUGGCUCUGAAUGCAUGGUGCACACUUGGUAUCUAGCAGCAGACUUCCAUCUCUACAUCCUGGGUAUCAUCGUCUUCGUAUCCUGUAGGACCACUAGAGCGAGGGUCGUUUCCUUAUCUCUACUCUUCAACCUUGGUCUCAUCACUUCAGCUCUCCACACUUACUUCCAAGAUCUGGACGCGGCAGUUAUAUUUUCUCCAGAGACGAUCCGCUGGACGUUCAAAAACGACCGGACGUAUAAUCACGUGUACAAGCGGAGUCAUACCAACAUAAGCUGCUAUGUCCUCGGCUUGGCCCUUGGAUACAUCGUUUACUACGCGCAGAAAACUAAUUUCGAUGUUCAAAAGUAUAAGAAAUACCGCAUGCUCCUUUGGAGUGCGUUUCCCGUGGGCCUCUUACUGAUCCUGAGUGCUAGCUUGUUCUACGCGGACCGGGGCUCCAUGCCGCUGCGGAUGGCAUAUGCGGCUUUGGCGAGGCCGCUCGACGGCCUGUUAUUAGCAUGUUACAUAUUCAGUUCGGUGCUCAAGUAUGAAGAUGUGUACCGCGGCGUGGUAGAGUGGCGCGGCUGGACAGUCCCCGGGCGGUUAUCAUUCAGCGCGUACUUGCUGCACGCCUCCUUCGUGCGGUACGCCGCCGGGGUCCAAACCAUCAUCACACACUCCACGAAGCUGCACAUGGUGCAACUAUUCCUGUUCUUCCUAAUGGUGUCGUAUUUAGCUGCUUUCGUGUUCUGGAUUGUGGUGGAGGCGCCGUUGGGACAACUUGUGAAAGUUACAUUUGAGAGGCGAAGAAGAACUAAGAAUAUAGAUGAGAAACCGGAGAAGAUGAUCGAAUGAAUAUGUUCUUUGUUGGAUUAUGCUUUUAAAUAAAUUAAUAUUGAAUAAGA
This is a messenger RNA of Manduca sexta (tobacco hornworm), 1836 nucleotides long. RefSeq names its product nose resistant to fluoxetine protein 6-like. The record is from RefSeq and is a predicted model, not a curated record. The transcript is spliced from 12 exons. The coding region runs from base 14 to 1786 and encodes 590 amino acids. NCBI's taxonomy places the organism in Eukaryota, Metazoa, Arthropoda, Insecta, Lepidoptera, Sphingidae. Gene Ontology annotation, molecular function: acyltransferase activity, transferring groups other than amino-acyl groups.